Messenger RNA from Cyprinodon variegatus (sheepshead minnow), 9143 nucleotides. It is a transcript of the gene ntrk2a, whose product is annotated as neurotrophic tyrosine kinase, receptor, type 2. NCBI's taxonomy places the organism in Eukaryota, Metazoa, Chordata, Actinopteri, Cyprinodontiformes, Cyprinodontidae. The transcript has 21 exons. Gene Ontology annotation, cellular component: signaling receptor complex; plasma membrane; axon. The record is from RefSeq and is a predicted model, not a curated record. Gene Ontology annotation, biological process: positive regulation of kinase activity; multicellular organism development; cell surface receptor protein tyrosine kinase signaling pathway. The coding region runs from base 348 to 2795 and encodes 815 amino acids. Gene Ontology annotation, molecular function: ATP binding; brain-derived neurotrophic factor receptor activity; brain-derived neurotrophic factor binding.
AGGGGGGAGCUCCUGCUUGGCACACAGCGCCCCUGUGGCAGUGAGACUUUGACUGACUGACUGUCUGACGGAUGCUUCUGGAGGAAAACGCAGCUCCUCUGAUUCUUUUCACACCUUUUUCUCUGUCUCGUCUGUCAUCUCGGUGCGCUCUGAUGGUCCUCUAGCCUCUCCUUACCGCGUCUCGCCUCUUCAGCAUCGGAUUCUGCUUUUCUUUUUUUUUUACCUCCACCUAUCUCUCCCCCCUUCUCUCCUUCUUGACUGGCCGAACCGGGGCUGAUCCCAGCCAACCUGGGCCGGGCCGUGGGGCUUUUCUGUGAGCCUUAUAGCUGAGAGUCGGCACACCCGAGAUGCGCGCUUCGGGAGCCGGGAUUUGGGCUCUCCCCUCGGCUCUGGGGACCUCUGGCUCGUGGCAGUGCCUCUGGUGGUGGGUCGUGACGGUCGGGGUGACUGUAAGCUCGGGAGAGCCGUGGAUGUCCACGGAGCCAUGCGCCUCCACUUGCUCCUGCAGCAGCAGCAGGAUCUCCUGCGUGGAUCCGGAGCGGGGGAUCAGCGCGUUCCCUGUCCUGCAGAGCGAGGCGGAGAUGGAGAACAUCACCGACAUUUACAUCGCAAAUCAGAGCAGCUUCUCCUCCAUUAACGACAAAGACCUGCACUACUACAAGAACCUCAGGAACCUAACGGUGACCAACAGCAGGCUGACAUAUGUAUCGAAGCUGGCGUUUCAGAGCAACUUAAAGCUACAAUACCUGAAUUUGAAAGACAACAACUUGUCAUCCCUCGACUGGAGGGUAUUCAAGCACCUCAACAUCUCAUAUCUAAUCCUGUCAGGGAACCCUCUGCAUUGCUCCUGUGAGAACAUGUGGAUCAAGCUGUGGUUAGGAGAGGAAGCACAGGACCUGCGCUGCAUAGAGGAUGGAGGAGCUCGCAAGCCACUGUCAAGACUGACACUGCCUAACUGUGAGGUUCCGAUGGCAACGCUGAGCCCACCCGCAGUGACUGCCAGGGAGGGGGAAAAUGUGGAGCUGUUCUGUACAACCUCUGGCAUGCCUUCGCCUGAACUAAUCUGGAAUAUGUCACUGGAUACUAACUGCGACAUCGAGACAUCUGGCCAGGUUUCAGUGAUGCGGCUCUCUAACCUGACAUCAAUGGACCAUAGCAAGAAGAUCAGCUGCACGGCUGAAAAUAUUGUUGGAGGGAGGGAGUCCUCUUUACUGCUGGACAUACUUUUUAAACCGAUAAUCACAAAGCUGAGUGACGCUAUCCCAGACCAUCACUGGUGCAUCCCCUUCAGCGUAGCAGCAAACCCAAAACCUACGUUCCGGUGGUAUCUGAACCAUAAAGAAAUUACAGAAGGGCAGUACAUUGUGACGAUGAUCCAUGACAUCACAGAGAGAGAAUACCACGGCUGCUUGCAGCUGGACAGCCCCACACACCUCAACAACGGGCUCUACACCCUAAUAGUUGAAAAUGAGUUUGGCAAAGACAAAAAGGAGAUCAAUGCUCACUUUAUGCUCCAGCCAGAUGUAGGUCCUUCAGAACCUUCAUACUAUGGUCCUGAGGAUGUAACCUCAGAGACUCCUCCUCAAGACCCACCUGAGGACAGAGUUGCUGUAUACGUAGUAGUGGGGAUUGCUGCUGUAGCCUUUACUGGUUUCUUGCUGAUGCUGGUUAUCCUCAAAUUUGGAGGGAAUUCCAAGUUUGGCCUCAAAGGUCCAUCUUCAGUGAUCAGCAACGAUGACGACUCAGCUUCUCCACUUCAUCACGUCUCCAAUGGCAGCAACACUCCCUCUUCCUCAGAGAUGGGCCCGGAUGCUGUCAUCAUUGGCAUGACCAAGAUCCCGGUGAUAGAAAACCCUCAGUAUUUUAGAAACACCAAUAGCCUGUUGAAGACUGACACAUUUGUGCAGCACAUUAAAAGACACAACAUCGUACUCAAGAGAGAACUUGGAGAAGGAGCCUUUGGAAAAGUUUUCCUGGCUGAGUGCUAUAACCUUUCACCUGACCAAGAGAAGAUUCUGGUCGCUGUCAAGACACUUAAAGAGGCCAGUGAAAAUGCCAGGAAGGAUUUCCACCGUGAAGCAGAGCUGCUGACCAACCUGCAGCAUGAGCACAUCGUCACGUUCUACGGCGUUUGUGUGGAGAGCGACCCUCUUAUCAUGGUGUUUGAGUACAUGAAACACGGAGACUUAAACAAGUUCCUCAGGGCUCAUGGACCAGAUGCAGUGCUAAUGGCAGAAGGCCAAACCACAAGACCUGUGGAGCUAACACAGUCUCAGAUGCUGCAUAUUGCUCAACAGAUAGCAUCUGGCAUGGUUUACCUGGCAUCACAGCACUUUGUGCACCGUGACUUAGCCACUAGGAACUGUCUGGUGGGCGAGAACCUGCUGGUAAAGAUUGGGGACUUUGGCAUGUCCAGGGACGUCUACAGCACAGACUACUACAGGGUAGGUGUUGGAGGUCACACCAUGCUGCCAAUUCGCUGGAUGCCCCCUGAAAGCAUCAUGUAUAGGAAGUUUACCACUGAAAGUGAUGUUUGGAGUCUUGGAGUUGUUCUUUGGGAGAUCUUCACCUAUGGGAAACAACCCUGGUACCAGCUUUCCAAUAAUGAGGUGAUAGAGUGUAUAACUCAAGGCAGGGUGUUGCAGCGUCCGAGGACCUGCCCCAAGGAAGUAUACGACCUGAUGCUGGGCUGCUGGCAAAGAGAGCCACACAUGAGACUCAACAUUAAAGAAAUCCACGGUCUGCUCCUCAACCUGGCCAAGGCCUCACCUGUUUACCUAGAUAUAUUGGGCUGAACAAGAAAAGGAUGAAACACAGUUUAUGGUCUGUGUGUGUGUGUAAGUAGUGUGUGGGGAUAUAUUUAAAUGUAAAUGUACAUUUAAAGUUUUCAUGCAUGUGUACUGUAUGUGAGCCAAGAUGGGCAUUGUAAUACUUCAGAAUGAAGUGUUUGAUGCUUGUGUGCGCGUGUAUGUCUAGGUAUGUCUCUGUGUGUAGAAGGUGUAACUGUACAGGAUCUGAACUCACUUUAAGGCAAUCAAGAAAUACUCCUUCAUCUCCAUCCUCUUUCCUAACGGGCAAUUUUCUCACCUUUUGUGCAAACCGACUCAUUCUUGCUUUUCACCAGGGAGAUUUUCAUGAAGAGCGAUUUAACUUUGAAGCUUCCCUGCCCCCCUCUUGUUCAGAUGCUUUAAACUCACUGGGGCUCGACUGAUGAAAAAACAAACAAACAGAUGAAUGACACUUCAUCAAAUGACUUAUCCUUUUGCUGCCUGUCAGACUACAGAACAUGUUCAAACAUCUGCUGAAGCUCAAGGCCGAGGAGUGGGAGAAAUUUUUUUGAAAGCUCCAACCUUUGGUUGUAAAUACGAGACUGAUGGGACACUUUGGUGGAAGUGGCUCCGUGGUGCCGAGCCGUAAAGACACUGUGUUAUCCUUUUUCACCCUCGGUUGUCUCCAUCUCCCUCUCUAACAUGAGGAUUACCGUCAGCAUUUAACCAGCAGGACUACACAAGCAAUGAUCGAGACAUUGGUAUGCAUGUGGGAAAUUGAGCAUGACAUAACUAUGCUAGAAAGGAGAAGCAAACACAAUCUGCUUCCCUGCCUGUCAGAUUCAAUUUAGAAGGUGUGUUAAAGAGAUCAUUUCUGGAUGGCCGAUUUUACUGAUGCACAAAAGAAUCGGUAACAACACAGCUGUAACUGACUACUGUGGUGACUAAAUAUUUUAGAGAUUAUACUAGGGUACUGACAAACAUUGGUUUUUGUUGUGUGUUACAUUUUUUUUCCCUCAGGCCUGACUUGUAAUGUCAUACAGAGCAGGGUAAUAUGAUAACUGCUCCACCCCAAACCACCUAAGUGACAGAUGCUCCACUUGUGAUGUCAAGUACUUGUGUCGGAGGUCAAUUGAUUAAUUUGUCCGCAGCUGUCUGACAAUCGCAAAAUCAUGGUGUUGGGGGACGUUAAGGGUUGGUUGGUGGUGGAUUGGCGGGUGUAAAGUCUGCUGAGGGAGACUGGGUUUUGAGGGGUCAGUCCCUGGUCAAACGUGUGGGUGGCUGCCUGCAGAAGGUGUGGUUCAUCUGGUCAACCCCUAUUAAAUCGUCUAAGCUCUCAGCACUCCAACAUUCUUAAAAACCGCAUCUUGUAGGAGGAACACACCCACACAUAUCUAUCAUAUACCUCCUCCCAUCACCCCUCCAUCCCCACACCCACUCACUGAAAGACACUCAAAACGGGCCGAGAAGGAAAUUGAAUUGUACAUGUUUUAUUAUUUGAGCUGUGCAGUGCUUUAGCUGGGCCUCGUCCUCUGUAAUGGUGUAAUGUAUAUUUCAUUACAGCUAAUGGGCUCCAUUAGCACAGUCUCCUCACAGACAUUCAAGACUUAUUGUUUUAUGUCCGAGAAGAAGGGAUGGAGGGAUGGAAAGGUGAAGGAGAAGAAAACAGUUAGGCUCGCUGGAUUUAGGAGUCACGACGGGGAGGGAUUUGGGCCGAUGUAUUAACGUGUACCGGAAAGCUAUUGAGAUGAGUAUAGAGGGGAAGCAAGUAAGCAAGAAGAAGGGGACUGGAGACAAAAAAAAGCAAAAUGGAGGAAGGAGAGAGGUGAGGAUCUCCUCUGGGAGAGAAGAAGUGUGAACAUCCAUUAUUACUGUCGCCGGAAGAUAUUCGGUAAACCACAACUUCAGAUUUAUGCUUCACAUUCCUACAGCUGCUUCAACCACAGACAGCACACACAACCGUACACUAAACUGUCGACCAGGGUUUCUGCAGGGUGUAAAAAAGUUAGCAUAAUUCCUACCUGUAUUAAUGUAAUUAAAGGCAUCAUGAUGUAUUAAAUGCUGUCAGAUUUCCCACAGCAUAUCUUAAAUUACAGUAGGUUUCGUCAAAAUGUGAACCAUCACUGAUUAUUUUUUUCUAGAAAUUUAAGGAUUGUUUUCUCUUAUAAGAUGUUUCAUUUCAUUGCACCAUGAUUUGUUGUGCUGACAAUGAUAUAGGGCUACAACUAACAAUUAUUUUUUCAAAUUGGUUAAUCUGUUGAUUAUUUUUUCGAUUAAUCAAUUAAAUAUCGGAUAGCCAAACAUUCUUUAAAGAAGAUUUUUUAGUUAAACCAGAUGAAACUAAAACUUUUCCACUUGAGGAGUUCUGGAUAGAGCAUAUGACAGAGACAUUUUUUUCUAUUUUAAAUGCAAAAUGUUUAUAUAUAUUUUUUUUACAAUUGUGGUAUAAUUACUGCUCUAAGUGGGUUGCUCUGUCCACUAGAGGCAUCUUUUACAGUCUCUAAAGUCCAGUUACGAUUAAUCGAUUACUAAAUUAGUUGACGUUUAUUUUAUUUAUCAAUUGAUCACGAAUAAUCCGAUUAAUUGUUUCAGCCCUACUGUAAUAAAACUUCAAACCCCACAAUGCAAAGAAGCCAUAAGUCCCAUGGAAGGAAUUUGUCUUUAGAUAUUCCACCUUUCUUGGAAAACGCACUAGUUUUCUGUUAAUGAAGUUCAUCUAGUGGAUUAAGAUUUCGUAUUUUGGUAAUUUAAGGAAAUAAUUUUUUUGCACAGCAUGAUAAAGUCACAGGGCUAAUUAAUAGCCCAUAAAAAUUAACAAAACAAAACAAAAAAAGAAAGAUAUGUUACAACUUAAACCAUUAAAUAGGUUAGGUAUGUGACAAAAUGACCGGGGAGGUUUCCAGAAUAAACUUUUCAUGAUCAUCUCAGGGGGAGAAUUUGAGCAGAGAAGCAUCUACUGUAAAUGUUGCUUCACUUUGUUUAUUUCUGUUUAGUAACCUGAGACAUUAGUAAAUAGAUCCUAAUGUAUCGAUAUUAGAUUAGCAACUCAGAAAUUCUCUAGACCCCAAAACUAUUUCAUGUCAAAAACAAAUCUUUGUUUCUGCUUUAUUAUAAAUGAAAUGCUGAGCAAUUAAUGUUCUGAUAUUAAAUACAUGUCAAUGUUAUCCCUCUAUGAAAUUCUGGUCAUAAGGUAUGACCAAAAAUGUAAAGCUGUAUGUCAUCAGCAAAUAAGUGAUAAAUAUACUCUAUAACCUGAACCGGAGAUAGCAUAUGAUACUGAAUAAAAAUGGUCUAAGAAUGGAGCCUUGAUGAGCUCCACAUCUGUUCCUUGUUCAUUCAGGUUUAUAACACAAAGCAGCCUCAGUCUUGUUAAUCUAAACAACACCACUUACUUUCUGAGGUAGUCAGCCAGGAUGUUUUGCUUAACCAUGUUUAGGUCCUAAAUACAGCAACACAUAAGCUUUAGAUGCAUGCAUUUUAGAUAUAUCUCAUUUAAAACCAAACCUUACCUGUGUAGUCUGAAUGCCUAAGUGUAGUCAAAAACAUGACUGGAAAGAAGUGAAGAGAAUACAUUUGUUGAUAAAAAAAAUGAAAUGUUAGGCUAGAAAUGGAAGUGUAAUUAUGAUUAUCAUUAUGAGUAUCAUCACAUCUCUUUGAUUUGAAGGUAACCUUUUACCAAGGUUACGAUGGAGGAAGAAGUGCAAGUUUUGUGGCAAGUGCAAAGUCAACAGUCACAUGAUGGAAAUGUAAAAUGCCAAUUUAGGUAAAUAGUUUAUAGUCUAAAAUAUGUUAAAUAAAAGUUAAAUAACAUUUAAUAAUGUAUUUUGCAUCGCAAUUUUGAAUAAUAUUCGACUUAAUAUUAGUAUUUAUAAAUCUCAAUUUAGGAUUAUCAAGACCUGCAGAAACCCUGCUGCACAUUUCUCAUACAUAUGCAAUAGCUAACCUGGAAAAUAAUUUUAAUUUACCACACGCCCCUGAUAGUGGGAAUCACUUCCCUACAGAGCUCUGCUCUGGCUAACAGACAUUGUAAAUACAGCUCACAUGCAUGGAAGAAAACACAUUUAAUGUUUGUUUUUGCAUUUUGCUGGUGCAUACUUUACUAUUUACAGACAUUAAAAAGUCAUUACCAGUGCGGUUUCACUGACAGACAUUUUAAUUUAAUGUAGUGCAUUCAUUUGGAAUAAUAGGUCUUUGUUAUUUUACUGCAGGACUUGAUGGUAUUGAUGUAUUUAAUUUGAUUGAUUGAGUUGAUUUGUUAUCUUAUUUAUAUACUUGUAAUCUUUUUUGUACAUUUCUUUCUAUAUAUAGGGUUGCCUUUUUGCAACAACAAACUGAAUUUGAACUUAAUAAUUAUGUUUACACAAAUGUGUAAGAUGAUCUUGAGUGUGUGGGUAUUUUUACUUCCUUUUACUUCUUAAUAACAACCGGGCCUAUCCUUGUGGACACUGUCCACAGCAGCAGGGAUGGAUAUCUCAUCGCUCUGUCAUGUAUGUCAAUUGAGUUUGACAUUUUGCCAAAAUUAUUGUCACCUUCCAGAGUAACUACAAGGGUUAAUGGCUGCAGCUUUGACAGCGCAUGCUAACAGGGUUCAAAAUCCGUCCCUGCUGAAGCACACCAACCACACUCGAAACACUUUAAAAGAAACUGACCCACAAUGUCUCUGUACAAAACCAGAGGGCAGGGUGUGUAAGCUGGAAAAAACUGUGAAAAAUAAAUGCAGUGCGUACGGACACCUCUGAUGUUUGAAGAGUAGCGUACACUGAAGCGGCUCCCCAGCUGCCAGCACUGUUUCUGCACUUACCCACUGAGUUUGUUUCUCUCUUUUGUAAAAGAAAAAAAAAAUAAUAAUGAACUAUGUGAAGUUGGACUGAGGUGAUGCUUUGACAGCAAGAGACAGAGAAGAUUGGUGAGCACAGAUCGGCAGUCUCUGCAUCAAUGCCUCUGAUCAGAAAAAAAUCUAAAAAAGGAAAAAUAACAUCUGCUGAGUGAAUGGAAGCCUCAGACAGGAGGGAGUGACAAUCACAGACUGCUCUACUUUCUCUCUCUUAUUCAAGUGACCUACUGUAUGAUAGAUUAUUCAACCAAUUUUUCCUCUUCUAUGCUGCCUAUACUGUAUGUGAUAGUCUUAAACUCUGGUCCUUAGAAGUGCUACUUUUUUUCCUUUGCUUUCUUAUUUUGUAAUAUAACAGCAAGAGGAAUGAACACGAAUUGGUGUAAAAAUGUGAAUAAGCUGCUGGAAGAAAUAACCAUUGUUAACUGCUGUGUCCCAGACUGUGUCUGUGUUUAGAGAUCUGUUCUACUUCUUCAUGUUUGAAGCAGAGGGCUGCAAGUUGGGUAGGUUGAAUAUGACAUUCAGUGGCCCCAGGGAUGCUGAACGACUUUUGAUUAUUCGGUUUUAGUAUCUGUCUGUGUGUUCGUGUGUGUAAAGGGCUGACUGAUUUGCAGCAUUCAGACCAAAUCCAAGCUCAAAUGUAAUUACACUCAACAGAGGAAGCAAACAUUGAUUUAUAGUUAGUCUAUGCCAGUUUUAUGAUAGAUGACUGGAACUUGUCAUGUAGAAACAUGGUUGGUUUUAUGGCAGCUACAAUUAAUAGAAUCAAUCAAUUGCUUCAUUUAUAACAACAAGCAAACAGCCUUUUUGCCUAUCAGCAAUACCGACAGAAAACUCCUCUUCCUUGUCUCCUCACUUGACUGUAUUUUUGGCCAGAGUCACAUAUUUCAAAUACAGUGCACGCACAUAUCAAGUUUGGAAAUGUUUUGAUCCAUAUCACAUUUAUUAUAACCACACCCUACUCUCUCUGUCACAACCUUAACUUCAGACUUUGAUCUAAUCGGGUUGAAAUAUUGCAAAGGUCAUCUCCGAGAUUACUUUUGUGCUUGGAUGCUCUGAAGCACCUAGAAGAAUGUAAUGCAUAAAAACUGCUUCUUAGGAAAAGGGAAAAUUCAAACUGUGCUUCUUAAAGUGUCUUUUCUUUUUUCUUUUGUUCUUUACUUUAAUUUUUUUUUCUAUUCUGUAUCCACAGCGACAUGUGUUUGAAGAGUUUAGGGUUUAUUAGGCACAACUUCAAGUUAAAAAGACUUUUAACAAAUAAAAAUAUAAGGAAUGUAGCAGCCCAAAUAUUCACGUGUGGGUCAUGCGUUAUAUUUUACAUGGCAUACAGAAAAUAUCCAUAUCACCCAUUUGUGCCAUGUUGGUGAACACACACACAAACACACAAUAAACAGAACCUGGAUGGUUGCGUAGAUGUCAGAUGGAAAACCUAAUAUAGUAUUUAGUCAUGAUGGUGAUGAUGAUAAUGUGACUUGUUUUCUGAAGGUGGACCAGUCUGUUGUGAUACUAUGUAAUUAAUAAAAAGUGUUAUGUCACAUCAAGAA